CGUCUUCACCUUUCUUCCCUUUUUGACCCAGUCUUUUCUUCUCUCCAUUACAGAUGGAAAGUCAUCGUUCCAGCGAGCAGCCUUUUGACGACCUCUACUCGUAUUCUGACCAGCCCUUCAUGUCUUCUUCCUACGAAUCAUUCGGCCCUACUCAUCCAUCGCUGCAAACAAGCCACUCACCAACUGUUGAUAAUUUCCAUCAUGAUUCGACUUCCCAACAGCAUACGCGUCAUUUUGUCUUUCAUCAGGAGAAAUUUGAAUCUAACUCGUUUGCGCAGUUUUUGAAGGAAGACGACGAACGGUUCUUUGCAACGUUCCCUGAGGCUGCAAAGGCUGCUGCGCAACAGCAACAGCAGCAAUGGCUCGUACUGGGACGUGAUUAUCGUGACUUUAAUGGCAGCGCAGCGUUCAACUUGAGCGCUAACCACGGCACUUAUGCUUACCCCUCUCCAACAUCACCUGUUCAUCCCUCAAACGUUGUAGAUGUGAUGGAAGGGGGUCAGGGGACUUAUCCUGCACCAUAUGCUACCUCUGCGUCCUCCAGCCACGCCUCGUUUCCUUAUACAGUAGACCCUAAUUCUUGCAAUGACGUUCCAUUGGAGGGAUACAACCAACUUUCCGAGUCGGCACCUACGCGCCAGGGUGUGGUCACCCCUGUGUCCAACUUCGCGAACUCAUCAUUUUACCCUCCGUUAAGCUCAGAAGUCCAUCCCAACAUUCAUGGGCUACAGCAUGACAGCAUCAUGCCUCUUUCGCUGCCAUCUCCCAUCUCCGCACACGCCUCUGGACAGUCGCCACAGUUGCUUCGGCUCGAAUCACCGACGAUGAAUUUUCUGAGGAGCCCUUCCGAGAUGACCGAAACUCUCUUUUCUCCGAUUGAAUCACACCAUUCCCAGAUGUACUCACUGUCCCCAGAAGCGAUUCUUGCACAUUCACCUGCCAGUCCGAGCCCGACUCUACUUCCUCGUCUACCAUCAACUCUGUCUCCCGUCUCGAUGGUAACUCCCCCAGAGCAAUUGACUCUGCCCCCAGUUCCUCAAGAUCCCCAGUCUGACUCUGAGCCACUAGCAGACGAUUCAAGCGGAGCCUCAUCGUCUAAAACCGUACUUACCAAGCCGUCCGUUAGGCGGAAGCGGCGUCGCAAUCUUUCCGAGGAGCUACAGAGUAGUAAUCCUUCCAAGUCAGGUUCUACUCGUAGUUACGUGUAUGGCAAGAUCCCUUUACCAAAGCCUACCCCACCUCCAGUCCCCAAAGUUUCGAAAUCACGACCCGCAGCUAGCAGUUCUUCCUCCUCCCAGAGCGAAAAGAAGAGUUUAGCGUUAGCUUGUUUCUUCUGUCGUGGGCGUAAGAUCGCUUGUGGACCUCAAGACCCGAACAGUCCGGAUCGUACGUGCAACCAAUGCCACAGGCGUUCGCUCAAGUGCGAAUAUCCUACGGAAAGUCGACGAGGGAUGCGCAAGAGAAAGUCAGUGGUGCUCAACUCGAGCUUUCGUGCCGACAAAGAGUUCGAGUCUCAUGCACCAAAGUUGGCUAUUUCCAGCACGUCGUCAAGCUCUAAAGUUUGAAUCGUGGUGCAUGAUUAAUCCUUUGUUCUCUUGCUCUGUAUUGUCGCAUUAAGUUACGUUACACUCCAAAACCUCAUAUUCUUUCUUAUCUUGCAACACAAACUGUAUUACCCUGAUUCCACCAAUCUGAAUCAGUGUCGUUUCUUGGACGCUUGAUUUUUUAUGGUUAUAAUAACAUGCAUGUUUAGAUAUAUAUACUUUGACUAAUCCGAUCUACGACAUUUUCAUAGUCCCAAGGAGAAAUGUACCUAUAUACAAAUGUUCCACAACCACCACCUUGUCAAUGAUCAC
This is a messenger RNA of Lentinula edodes (shiitake mushroom), 1856 nucleotides long. RefSeq lists its product as uncharacterized. The transcript has 5 exons. Lineage: Eukaryota; Fungi; Basidiomycota; Agaricomycetes; Agaricales; Omphalotaceae. Gene Ontology annotation, biological process: regulation of DNA-templated transcription. Gene Ontology annotation, molecular function: DNA-binding transcription factor activity, RNA polymerase II-specific; zinc ion binding. The record is from RefSeq and is a predicted model, not a curated record. The coding region runs from base 54 to 1565 and encodes 503 amino acids.